Molecule: messenger RNA, 1798 nt
Organism: Scophthalmus maximus (turbot)
Lineage: Eukaryota; Metazoa; Chordata; Actinopteri; Pleuronectiformes; Scophthalmidae
Gene: btr02
Product: bloodthirsty-related gene family, member 2
Exons: 7
Coding region: 144-1466 (440 amino acids)
Molecular function (GO): protein binding
Source: RefSeq, a predicted model, not a curated record
CUCGCCUAUGGACAACACACACACACACACACACACACACCUUAGUGCACUUGUCAAACAUUGUUGUCUUUACCUCGAAACUCAGAACAGACGCAGUUCAGGCUGACCGCAGUGAUAUCUGGAAGAUCAAGUUGGUAGAGAGAAUGGCCUCGACCAUCAGCCUCCUCCCUGAGAAGCACUUUUUGUGCUCCCUGUGCAGAGACAUCUUCACCAGCCCAGUAACCAUACCAUGUGGACACAGCUUCUGCUUGUCCUGCCUCAGCCACUACUGGGCACGACACCAGUCCAAAUAUUGCCCCCACUGUAAGCGAUUGUUCGCCGAUAGGCCCGACCUCAGCGUCAACCGCAUUCUGGCAGACAUCUCCGACAACUACAGGAAGGCUCGACCACAGAAACCACCCGAUGAGGAAAUGGCUAUAGAUGUUGAGCAGCUGAUUCAGGAAAGGCUGCAGAAAAUAGAAAGGUUGAAGUAUUCUGUCGAGAUUCAAAAGAGCUCUUACCUCAGAGAGGUGCGAGAGAGCCAGAAGGUCUUCUCGGCCCUGGUGAUUGCAAUGGAGAAGAGUCACAAAGCGGUUGUUACCGCCAUUGAGGAGCGACAGCGAGACGAGGAGAAGAGAGUGGAAGCGCUGGUGAAAGAGCUGGAACAGGAGGUCCAGGAACUGAGGAAGGAAACCAUUGAAUUUGACCCUCAGAUUCCCGUGAGCGGUGAUCAGGGUCAGAGUGACGACACGAAGCAAGAUACCUCGGGGACCAUUUCCAUUAUGUCCCUCUCUGACAUGAAGGACUGGUCUAAGGUUACUAUAGAGACUGACCCUUGUGUUGGGGUCACCAGACGGGCACUGUCAGACAUGAUGGAUCAGAUAAAAGUGGAAGUAAACAGGCUCUCCAAGUCUGAGCUAAAGAGAACAGAGAAAUACACAGUGGACCUCAAUCUGAGCGCUAAGACAGCCCACCCCUUCCUCUCUGUGUCGGAUGACAGAAAACAGGUGAGGCACACAGACAAGCUUCAGGAGGUACCAGAUCACCCCAAGCGGUUCGACCGCGUGGCAAACGUGCUGGCUAAAGAAAGCUUCGGCAGUGGGAGGUGCUACUGGGAGGUGGAUGUCGGGGAGAAGAUUGAGUGGAGCCUGGGUAUCGUCAAACAGUCCACAAACAGGAAGGGCAAGUUCACUGUCUGCCCCGCAAAUGGCUUCUGGACUUUGAGUCUGAAGGCUGGAGGCCAAUGCAUUGCCAACACGUCUCCCGUCACCCCGUUGGCUCUGGAGCAGAAGCCCAAGAAGGUGGGUGUGUUUCUGGACUACGCAGAGGGCCGCGUGUCCUUCUACUGCGUGGAAUCGGGAGCCCACGUUUACACCUUUACAGACACCUUCACUGACAGGCUUCAUCCAUUCUUCAGUCCUGGUCGCCUGCAUGGCGGCAAAAAUGCUGCUCCCCUCAUCAUCUGCUCCAGUUUUUGCAGCAUCUGAGUAUCAGUGUCAGUGCUGUACUACAAUCACAGUUGCCAUUCUUGUAAUUAUCUUCUCAAUAUCUAUUGUGUAUGAUAAAUGUAUUUAUUAAUUUAUAUGAAAAUCUGCGACGAACCACAUUUCCCCUCUCAGAACAACGAACGAGAGGUUGUAUAAGGACUCACUCCCUACACUCGAAAACUUCAAUGAAUCCCAUGAAACAGAUUGAAAAGGACAGAGGAGGUUGGAAGAAAAGAGAAGGCUCUCAUAAAGGAACAAGCGAGCCAAAGUCAAAAAACAAAGUGGAGAAAAUGGGUUUCUGAGUUGGAUGGAUGUAAGGGGGGGGGGGGGGG